GAGAGCGGGAGCGGCGGCCGGGCCAUGGAGCGGGGCGGGCCCCCCGCCGGCCCCGAGCGGGCCCCCGGCGGGGCGGCGCUGCGCGGGCACCCGGCCGGCGCCUGCGGGCCCUGGGAGAUGCGCGACCGCCUGGGCACCGGCGGCUUCGGCAACGUGUGCCUGUACCAGCACCAGGACUCGGGCGACCGCGUGGCCAUCAAGUCGUGCCGGCUGGAGCUCAGCGUCAAGAACAAGGACCGCUGGUGCCAUGAGAUCGACAUCAUGAAGAAGUUGAACCAUCCCAACGUAGUGAAAGCCUGUGAAGUUCCCGAGGAGAUGAACUUUCUGGUUAACGACGUUCCCCUCCUGGCCAUGGAAUAUUGCUCGGGGGGAGACCUCCGGAAGCUGCUAAACAAACCAGAAAACUGCUGUGGACUUAAGGAAAGUCAAAUCCUUUCUCUGCUUAGUGACAUUGGGUCUGGUAUCCAGUAUUUGCAUGAGAACAGAAUUAUACACAGAGAUUUAAAGCCUGAAAAUAUUGUUCUUCAGGAUGAAGGUGGGAAGAUUGUCCACAAAAUAAUAGACCUGGGAUAUGCAAAGGAUCUGGAUCAAGGAAGUUUAUGCACUUCGUUUGUUGGAACAUUACAAUAUUUGGCUCCAGAACUGUUUGAGAAUAAAUCCUACUCGGUUACUGUUGAUUACUGGAGCUUUGGGACGAUGGUGUUUGAAUGCAUUGCAGGAUUUAGACCUUUCUUACAUAAUCUACAGCCAUUCACCUGGCAUGAAAAAAUCAAGAAGAAGGACCCGAAGCACAUCUUUGCCUCCGAGGAGAUGAACGGGGAGGUUCGGUUCAGCACCCACCUGCCGCAGCCCCACAGCCUCUGUGGUUUGAUUGUAGAACCCAUGGAAAAUUGGUUGCAACUGAUGCUGAACUGGGAUCCACAGCAGAGGGGUGGAGGUUCAGAUCCCGAGACCGGUCGUCCAAGGUGUUUCCUAAUAAUGGAUCACAUCCUGAAUCUGAAGAUAGUGCACAUCCUCAACAUGACCUCUGCCAAGAUCGUGUCCUUUCUUUUGCAUCCCGAGGAAAGCCUUCAUUCCCUUCAGAAUCGGAUUGAGUUUGAGACUGGGAUAAGCACUGGAAAUCAGGAACUGCUGUUGGAAACAGGGAUUUGCCUGGACCCUCGGAAACCUGCUUCCCAGUGUGUUAUUGAUGGUGUGAGAGGCUGGGACAGCUACAUGGUCUAUUUGUUUGACAAAAGCAAAACUGUCUACGAUGGCCCCUUCGCUUCUCGGAGCCUGUCUGACUGUGUGAACUACAUUGUCCAGGACAGUAAGAUCCAGCUGCCGAUCCCUCAGCUGCGCAAGGUGUGGGCAGAAGCGGUUCACUACGUGAUUGGCCUGAAGGAGGAUUACAGCAGGCUCUUCCAGGGCCAGAGAGCUGCCAUGCUCAGCCUCCUCCGGUACAACGCCAACCUGAUCAAAAUGAAGAACAACAUGGUCUCAGCAUCCCAGCAGCUGAAAGCAAAGCUGGAAUUCUUUCACCAGAGCAUUCGCCUCGACCUGGAGAGAUACAGUGACCAGAUGGCCUAUGGAAUAUCUUCAGAGAAGAUGCUCAAAGCCUGGAAGGAAAUGGAAGAGAAAGCCUCUCAGUGUGCACAGGCUGAAGAUAUUGGGUAUCUGGAUGAGCAGAUCAUGGCUCUGCACACAGAAAUCGUGGAGCUCCAGAAGAGUCCGUAUGCCAGGCGCCAGGGAGAGGUCAUGGAGAGCCUGGAACAGAGAGCCAUAGACUUGUACAAGCAAUUAAAAACAAGACCUCCAGAUCAUGCCUACAGUGACAGCACAGACAUGGUGAAGAUCAUUGUGCAGACAGUCCAGAGCCAAGACCGAGUCCUCAAGGAACUCUUUGGCCAUCUCAGCAAGCUCUUGGGCUGUAAGCAGAAGAUCAUUGACUUGCUUCCCGAGAUUGAAGUGGCUCUAAAUAACAUCAAGGAAGCUGACAACUCAGUGAUGCAGAUGCAGGGAAAAAGACAAAGGGAGAUAUGGCAUUUGCUGAAAAUUGCUUGUACUCAGAGCUCCUCCCGGUCCCUGGUCAGCUCCAGCCUGGAAGGGCCGGCCUCGACUCCCGCAGCCGCAUGGCUCCCACAGGGCUCCUCAGGGAACGCCCCUCCCCACCCUCUGUCCUCGCUGGCAGCUCCUCAGGAAGGGGAAAAUUUUGCUGAUGUGAUACAGGAGAAUGUGAAUUACCUGGAACUCUUCAGCAGCAUCCUGCAGGAGGUGAGGCAGGAGCAGAACAGCAUGAUGAGUUUUGACUGGAGCUGGCUGAAGUAGCCACAGGAGCCGAGGUGCUGCAUCUCCCAAGUGCCUUCUGUGUGGGCCCCGGGCCGUCGGUCACCGUGUGUCCUGUAGCCUUUGCCGAGCUGCUUCCGGAGGUGCCGACACCUCCUGGGCGGGGAUUUCACCUCAGUGCCUCACCCACCGGCCGUGCCUGCGGGGGAGCGGCGAGGGCCCGGCCCGCGGAGCGCCCUCUGGGCGGGGGACGCGGUCGGGUGCCGCCGCUGCCGCGUGUCGCAUGAAUGUAUAGCGCGUGUAUAUGUAAUAAACCGUGCGGACAGACGGACAGACAG
This is a messenger RNA of Neopelma chrysocephalum (saffron-crested tyrant-manakin), 2603 nucleotides long. It is a transcript of the gene CHUK, whose product is annotated as conserved helix-loop-helix ubiquitous kinase. Gene Ontology annotation, molecular function: IkappaB kinase activity; ATP binding. The transcript has 21 exons. The record is from RefSeq and is a predicted model, not a curated record. Gene Ontology annotation, biological process: positive regulation of transcription by RNA polymerase II; tumor necrosis factor-mediated signaling pathway; peptidyl-serine phosphorylation. The coding region runs from base 25 to 2307 and encodes 760 amino acids. NCBI's taxonomy places the organism in Eukaryota, Metazoa, Chordata, Aves, Passeriformes, Pipridae. Gene Ontology annotation, cellular component: IkappaB kinase complex; cytoplasm.